Molecule: messenger RNA, 886 nt
Organism: Trachymyrmex septentrionalis
Lineage: Eukaryota; Metazoa; Arthropoda; Insecta; Hymenoptera; Formicidae
Product: nucleolar protein of 40 kDa-like
Exons: 3
Coding region: 95-871 (258 amino acids)
Biological process (GO): RNA stabilization
Molecular function (GO): zinc ion binding; RNA binding
Source: RefSeq, a predicted model, not a curated record
UCUAACCUAUAGCGCAAUUUUUCUUUUUAUUGAUUUUACACUUGUUGAAACGUCAUCAUUCUCAUAGAGAUGUUUCUUCGAUGAAAAAUCAAAGAUGACGAAAUGUGAACUGAAUCAAAUAUUUCUGGGUGAAGUCGCAUCCGUGCAAAAUUACGGAGCCUUCGUCAGAAUACCAGGUACCUCGCAGCAAGGCUUAAUACAUCGAUCACAGGUAAGCACGGCUCAUGUCGACAAUGUUGCAGAAGUCUUGCAAAAGGGUGAACGGGUCUGGUGUAAGGUGAUCUCGGUUGGGGAAGACGGCAAGAUAGGGCUGUCUAUGAAACACGUGAAUCAGGGAAAUGGUACGGACCUGGACCCUAACGGUGUGGAACUGCAAAGAGAUACGCAACGGAGAAAAAAUCCAGGAACAACUCAGCAUAAAGCCAUACAGUUGGAAGCAGUACUGAAUACUACAUGUACCAAGUGCGGGACCAGAGGACAUUUGUCCAAGGAUUGUUUCAUGUCUCCCGAUGGCAAGAAAUAUGAACUGAUUCCAGAAAUCGAAGACUUAGAUACUGUCCCGGAACUGGACAGUAAGAACGCUGAGAAAAAGAUAGAGAAGAAGCAUAAAUCAAAAAAAAAGAAGAAAAAGUCCAAGAGGAGCAAACAAUCUACUGAUGACAGUGAUACAGAAGAUAAGGAGAGGAGCAAGAAAAAGAAAAGAAAAUUUUCUAAAGAACGCAAGAAGCAUAGAAAGAAAUACAGCAGCAGUUCAAGUGACUCCUCCGAUAGCUCAUCAUCUGAUGACGCAAAGUCUCACAAACGGAAACACUCAGACGAUCACGAAAUUCGUACCAAAAAAUGCAAACAUUCGAAAACCAAACAUUCUUAAAUUGAACGCCUCCGU